AUGGCCCCUAAGAAAGCCACCAGCACGAGCUGGACGCCCCCGCAGCCGUCGGUGUCGCAGCUCAUCGAAACGCUCAACACGCACCGCGUCAACACGCUCACGGAACUCGUGCGCAUCGAACGCAUAGCCGGCAGCUGCGCGGAUCCCAACGACGCCGCGGCCUUCCAGCAGCCCAUGACCCGGGCGUGGAUUCACUACGUCACGUCGCACCAGCUCGCCAGCGAGCUCCUCGGCCUGACGCCCAACUACCCCAUGACGGGGGACGUGGUGCGCGACGCCUACAGCCGCGUGCGCGAGGACCCCGCCAGCAACCGCAGCUGGAACCUGGCCUGGCUGUGCCUGACCAAGAUGAAGGACGACGGGCUCCUGGCCGCCUACGCGGCGCUCGAGGCCAUCAAGCCCGCCAUGUGGGGGAGCAAGAUGCCCUCUGCGGCGGAUGUCGCCCAGCUGGCGAACUGCUUCGAGGCGGAGUGGACGGCUGCCGUGGACAUGUUGCUGAGGCACUGGGAGAGGUCGCCCACUUGGUAUUGA
This is a messenger RNA of Metarhizium robertsii ARSEF 23, 531 nucleotides long. RefSeq lists its product as uncharacterized. The coding region runs from base 1 to 531 and encodes 176 amino acids. The transcript is spliced from 2 exons. The record is from RefSeq and is a predicted model, not a curated record. Lineage: Eukaryota; Fungi; Ascomycota; Sordariomycetes; Hypocreales; Clavicipitaceae.